AUGGACCUGGCGCGGACGGUCAGCGUUGACGUCGUCGAGUGGCGGAGGGUGCAAGACGACCGCGCGUACCUGACUCGGAGGGUUCACGAGCUGACUGAUGAGGUGGAUGAACUCAAGGAUGCGCUUCGUCGCGCCAAGGCUUCGUUAAACGCAUCCAACGGAAGGCGCUCGCCGCGGUCUCGCUCUCGCACGCCCCAACGACCGCCGCGGCACCCUCCCGCGGGCACAUCCGAUCUACCGGGGACGCCCACCGCGUCGGUCCCGUCGCACGGGCGAUCCGUCGCGCGAUGGAUCAGCGGGGACGCGAGCGCGACCCCACGUCACGACCCAUCGACGCGGAUCGGCGCCGUCUCCGCGUCGGGCGGCGGGCGAUACUCGUACCGACACGCCGGUGGCGAGACGCCCAUCAGGCCGGGAGACGGCGUGGGGAACGAUUCGUCGACGGAGACGGACGGCGACGCUCGGUCGUUUGCCGAAUCGUUCGCCACCACGCGCUCGGAGGCCAGGAGGUGGGCCACGCGCGACGAGGCGAGGGCAUCGACGGCGGCGGGUCGAUUGACGCACGGGCAGCGUCAGCAUCAGCAUCAAAAUCAGCAUCAGCAACAUCAGCAGCAUCAGCGGCGGCGGCGGGUGACGGCGACGGCGACGGCGGACGACAACAACAGGAUCGACACGCCGUCGCGCGCGCCCACGCCUUGGUCGUCCGCGAGCAGGCUGGACGCGGCGGAGCGGAUGGCGCUGCUCCAGGCGGAGAUUGAAUCGCUGAGAGUCGCGAUGGAAGCUCCGUACGACGCGUCGAACGAUGGGCGAGGAACGACGGGCGGGGGGAUCGCGCCGGCACCCUUGGAACUUUUAUUCAGCGACGGCGGCGAGCCGUUACCGCCGCAUCCGUGGAGAGGCGUGAGCGGCGCCGAGCGCGUGUACGCGGCCAGUUUGACAAACUCGAGGUCGGACCAGUCCACGCGAUCCACCGGCAGCGCGGCGUCCACGCCCGUGAGGGGGGAACGGUCGUCGGCGAACAGGCGGCGGCACGGGAGGAGCUCGAGCCGCGAGUCCCUCGGGUCCCCCGCUCGGCCAAAGAGGACGCCCGAGGAGGCGACGUGGGACGUGAACGUGGACGACAUACUGUGA
Messenger RNA from Micromonas commoda, 1131 nucleotides. RefSeq lists its product with no specific name. Bases 1 to 1131 code for a protein of 376 amino acids. The record is from RefSeq and is a predicted model, not a curated record. The transcript has a single exon. Lineage: Eukaryota; Viridiplantae; Chlorophyta; Mamiellophyceae; Mamiellales; Mamiellaceae.